UUUUAACUUAAAGUAUAAAUUUGAAUCGUUUAAUUAAAGAAAGUAAACAAAGAAUUAGAAGGUUUUAGAUGUUACGGUCCUGUGUUGUCUUUAUCGCACAUGCGUUCUACAUAAACAAGGAAGUUAAUCUCUAUAGCUAAUCUCAUACCAGAUAUUGCCAGAUAUACUACCAGACACCUAGUACAAUAACACGACUUGUACUUAAAUUUUACAACUAUAUCUAUUAACAAUUACCAUAUCAAUAUGAUUACUGAUAGAGCACAUUUAGUAAGUCCAACAGAUCCUAUAAAUGCAACACGUAAUGAUGGAAGUAGUGGAUAUGGGACUAUCGAGGAGAUACCGCAAAUCAAUAUUAAACCUACACGUCAGUAUAUAGCAACAAUAUCUGCAACAACGAGUGCUUUAGCCUCAGGAAUAGUCCUAGGAUGGACAUCGCCAAUAACAAAAGAAUUAGAAAAUGGACAUUUUAAUAACAUACCAGUAAAUGCCCAUGAAAUGGGUUGGAUAGGUUCAAUUGCCGUUUUAGGUGCAUUACUAUCAAGUUUAAUAGCAGGAAAAAUCUGUGAUAAAAUUGGACGAAAAACAACUUUAUUGUUCCUAAGUAUUCCCUUUGGAGUUGGUUGGGCGCUAAUUCUUGCGUCUCAAUCAAUUGAAGUGUUGAUUCUUGGAAGGUUUUUGACGGGUAUAGCUGCUGGUGGUAGCAGUAUUUCUUGUCCACUAUAUAUAAAUGAAAUAGCCCAAAAAACGAUUAGAGGUAAAUUGGGUAGUUAUUUUCAAAUUAUGGUUACUGUGGGUGUUCUGUAUGCCAAUGUUUUUGGUAAAAUUCUAUCAAUAAAUUAUUACACGAUGAGUUGUUCUAUAAUCCCAGCGAUUUUCUUGUUAGUUUUCUUAUUUCAACCAGAAACGCCAGUUUAUUAUAUUAAAUCAAAUCAAUAUGAUAUGGCUGUUAAUGCAAUGCGGAAAUUAAGAGGUGAUCAAUAUGAUCCUCAUGCAGAAUUAAGAGAAAUAGAACUGAGCAUUCCAACUACAACAAUUUCUUUAUAUACUUAUAUUUUUGAAAUGCGAAGAUUUGCCGCUCUUUCAAUUGCAAUGCUCUUAAUGGUUUUCCAACAACUUUCUGGAAUAAACGCAGUUAUUUUUUAUACAAGCGACAUUUUCCAAUCCGCUCACGUUAAUAUUGACCCGCAAAUUUCAGCAAUUAUCAUAACAACAAUUCAAGUUUUAGCAACAUUUACCUCAUCACUAUUAAUCGAUAAAAAGGGCAGAAAACCCAUGUUAAUAUAUUCUUUAAUCGCAAUGGCAGCAUCUUGCUUACUUUUAGGUGUAUUCUUCACAUUAAAAACUUUCAACCCUAAGAUUUCUAAUUCGAUCGGAUUUUUACCAAUUUCAUCACUAAGCGUUUACAUAAUCGCAUUUUCUCUCGGUAUGGGACCCAUACCUUGGAUUAUUCCCGCCGAAUUAUUCCAAGCUGAUAUAAAAGGUGUUGCAACUUCAAUCGCCGGCAGCUUAAAUUGGGGUUUAGCCUUUUUAAUAACCAAGUUUUUCUUGGACGUCAAGGAUGUCGUAGGAGAAGAUGUGUUGUUUUAUUUCUUUGGCGUUAUGUGUUUUACGGGGGUAGCUUUUGUAUGUUUUAAAUUGCCUGAAACCAAAGGAAAGACACCAGAAGAAAUACAAAGAGAACUAUAAAGUUUGUUUGAAAACUUUUAUAUUUUAUAAUAGUUUAAACUAAGUAUUUGUUAUUUGUAUAACUUUAUAAAUUGUUUAAAUAAAAUAUAUUUUAAAGA
This is a messenger RNA of Onthophagus taurus, 1784 nucleotides long. RefSeq names its product facilitated trehalose transporter Tret1-like. NCBI's taxonomy places the organism in Eukaryota, Metazoa, Arthropoda, Insecta, Coleoptera, Scarabaeidae. Gene Ontology annotation, cellular component: membrane. Gene Ontology annotation, biological process: carbohydrate transport; transmembrane transport. Gene Ontology annotation, molecular function: sugar transmembrane transporter activity. The record is from RefSeq and is a predicted model, not a curated record.